Molecule: messenger RNA, 594 nt
Organism: Protobothrops mucrosquamatus (brown spotted pit viper)
Lineage: Eukaryota; Metazoa; Chordata; Lepidosauria; Squamata; Viperidae
Product: sulfotransferase 1C2-like
Exons: 5
Biological process (GO): sulfation
Cellular component (GO): cytoplasm
Molecular function (GO): sulfotransferase activity
Source: RefSeq, a predicted model, not a curated record
CUAACAUCCAUGGAGCAAGGAAAAGAACACACGCCAGAGACCCGUCCUAGGCUAGGCGAGGUGGAAGGGAUUCCCUUACCAAAAAGCACUUGUAAUGAAUGGGAUAGUAUCCAGUGCUUCCAAGCCAAGCCAGAUGACAUACUUCUUUGUACUUACCCCAAAUCAGGUACCACUUGGAUACAAGAGAUCGUGGAUAUGAUCCAACAAGAAGGCGACCUGGAGAAAUGUCAGAGGGCCCCUGUGCAUCAUCGACACCCAUUCAUUGAAUGGGCAAGGCCAUUCCAGACCUCGGGAGUGGACCAAGCUGAAAUGAUGCCCUCUCCAAGGACCCUCAAGACUCACCUUCCUGUCCAGCUGCUCCCUAAGUCCUUCUGGACCGAGAACUGCAAGUUCAUUUAUAUGGCAAGAAAUCCCAAAGAUUGCCUGGUGUCCUGUUUCCAUUUCCAAAGAAUGAACAAAACGUUACCCCAUCCUGGAACAUGGGAGGAGUAUUUGGAGAUUUUCACGGCAGGCAAAGGUGACAACCAGCAUCUUACAUUGGACCCAGAAAUGAAUUGGCAGCUAAUGCAGCUCCAGGCCGCCAAAGAACAGUGA